CUGUAGCAGAGACUCGGCUCAGAGAUGCCUGCUGCAGCGGCUCCAAAGGCUUCCACGUGCAUGCGAGAGACAAAGCCCACUAGCACAGACCUCCUUCAGGAGGGAGACAUGGUAAAAGAAAAUGGGCUUUUUGGAAAACAGUGUUCAUAAUUACCAAAAAAGAAAAAAAAUCAAAGUCAUGAAGAAUGUAGAUGUUUUUCAGUCCUCAUCCACUGUGUACAUCGAUCUUCAUUCUGCAACCAAGGCAUUAAAAAACUACAUUAAAAAAAUAAAAAGUGGGAGAUGGUGGAAGCCAUGGCUUUGUUCCAGGGAGCAGCAUCUGAGCAGCUUUGUGGAUGGCUCUCCUUGUGGAAAGAACCCUAGGAGAAGCUCCUGUAUGCUUGGCACGGACCAGUGUGACAGAACCUGCAGCCUCGGCUGUCUUUCCCGGGACUGGCCUGGGGUGAUCCUUUGCCUCCAGUGUAACAAUAAAAAGUUCCAUGGACAAUGUCUCAGAUUCAUCUCCACUGAAUGUCCUGUUAAGCUUUACUGCUGCUAUGCAGUGAUUGGGGUCCUCUCUGUAGCUGUGAUUGUACUUUCUGUUGCGUUGUCAUUGUCAGUGAGAAAAGAAAAAUUGGUCAAUAAGAGCCCUGGACCUUGCUGUGCCACCUGCCCAAGACACUGGAUUGGGUUUGGAAGUAAAUGUUUCUAUUUUUCUGAUGACAUGGGAAACUGGACAUUCAGUCAGACCUCCUGCAUGGCACAAGAGGCCCAUCUAGCUCAAUUUCAGAGCCUGGAGGAGCUGAAUUUCCUGAAGAGAUACAAGGGGUCUUCUGACUACUGGAUUGGCCUGCACAGAGACUCACCACAGCACCCUUGGAUGUGGACAAACAACACUGAAUAUAACAACUUGGUUCCUAUCCGAGGAGAUGGAGGAUAUGCCUAUCUGAGUGACGGUGUGAUCAGCAGUGGAAGGGGCUACAUGAAUAGGAAGUGGAUUUGUAGCAACUACUGCUAUCCUUUACAAGGGCCAGUGAUUUUAAAGCCAGGGUAGGGCAUGUGCCAAAGCAUGCCUGAGAAAGAGAUGCUCUGCGUCCUGUUAUCUACAGUUGCUGUUCCUCUCCUGAUCUGCUAAAACCAUCAUCAAAGGCCAGUGAUAAUGCGUGUGGACAGUAAAGAUGAAAUCUCAGAGAAUUAUACAUAAGGACUCUUGGGAAAACAUGGAUUCUAAAUUAAAUAGGUAUUUGAGUAAAAACGUGAAGUAUAAUCAUAUCUGUAUUAGUGAACUCCACUUUUAUGGCCAGAUAUGGAAAUUGUUUCUUUGUUCCUUGCUUUAAAUGCAGGAGACCUAAAAAUGCAGGGAGACUGAAUCCAGGAAAAUGAUUCUUUUACAAAUCCAAUAGCCAACACAACAGAAGUGAUGUCUAGAUAGUAUUAAAACCAAUACUAUCUACUCUGUGAUCAAUACAUUAUGAACAUUAUCAAAAUGUUUUUACACUUACUCGUCAAUGUUCCUAUUUUAAUUUCAGUGGACUAAGAGCAUGAUCCAAGAAAAUGCCAUUUUACUUUCUUAUUUCAACUUUUUUGAGACUUUCAUACAUGAGUAUGACAUCCAAACUUUAUUAUUUAUUAGGUUCAUUUCAACCAGGCUGGUUUGAAUUGAACCUAGUAAAGAGUAAGACAGUUAACUACUGGACCUCUUUAAAAGCAUUUGGUGCCUAAUUUUGCAAUCAUUUAUAUGCACUUGAGUUUUAAGAACAAAAUAAUUUAAUUUUUGAUAAUAUGCUAUACUGUACUGAUGAGUCCUAAAAAGGACGAAAUAACAGAUCAAAAGCCUGUCUUCAGUCAACUCUGUCUUCUUACUUUACUGAUAUAUAUACUAAGCCUGGUGACCUGAGUUCAACCUGGACUCAUGAUGGGAGAAAAAAACAACCCCAGCAAGUUGUCCUGUGAUGUUCAUAAACUUAUGCUGUACCUAUACGCACAUGCACACAAAAAUUAACAAUAAAAAAUUAGUUUUAUAGAGA
Molecule: messenger RNA, 2006 nt
Organism: Mesocricetus auratus (golden hamster)
Lineage: Eukaryota; Metazoa; Chordata; Mammalia; Rodentia; Cricetidae
Product: C-type lectin domain family 2 member E
Cellular component (GO): external side of plasma membrane
Source: RefSeq, a predicted model, not a curated record